AGACCCGAAUAGUAAGCAAACCGAGUCCGAUAAUCCGGUUAGUCAGCCCGAUCAAUCAUCCACUUCCGUACCUCCGCAGGAGCCACAAUCAGCAACGCCAAACGCUUACCGUAACCCGGCGCCAUCGCCUCCACCGAUCCAAUCUUACGCUCCUCCACUUCCAAUCUCGAUGCCUCCGACGGCACUGUCGUACCGUCCGGUGACGAUCCCGGCGGUGCCGCAGUUGUCUCCCGUUCAAAAUUUCCAAAAUACUAGCGUGCAGCCGCCGGGCGUGGGCGUUAGUGGUGGCGUCGCGGUUACGAUGGCGCCGCCAAUGAUGUCUUACCAUGUUGUCUCAGGUCAGGUUCCGAAUCCAGCGCUUAGACCUUACGCACCGAUGCCGAAUGGAUACGGUGUUGUUCGCACACUUGCUCCGGUGUCAUGAUUGAGUACACGGUGAUAAAGGUUGGGAGGCUUCAAUGUUGCUUAAGAGAACCACUUCCACAACCUCUUUUUGCAGCAGACUAUGUUAGCAACUGAGUGAUCGUUGGCCUUUUAUUCUAAGGUAUUGCAAAUUCUUUUACUUAACGUUUCUCUUUCUCUUUCUUUGCCUUCUUCAUGCUGCACAUUGGGCUUCUAACAGUUGCGAUAAAUUUAAAUGGCCACAUACACAAGCAUAGAUUUGUGUAUUAAUUCACCUAUGAGCAUGAGUUGCUGGAAAACUCUCAUUAUGCUAUUUCAAAAUUGUGCAAUUGGUGCAUGGGAUAGUGACACACUGCUACUUAACACAUGGAUGCAAAAGGUAAGCGUCUUCAUAUAUUCAUGCUUAUGAAUUCGAUGCUGUUCUCUCAAUGUUACCUUCAGGUUAUCUGUUCAGCUGAUGAUAGUUGUCAUGCCUGUGGUGCCAUCUCUAAUAUGCAUUUAAUGUGUGGUAACAGCAUUUAAUUAUAUUUUUGAAGUUUUUAGUUGCUGAGAAAACAAUUGUGACUGGUUUUUUAUUUUUUUGUAAACUUCUCUUACAUAUUUGCAUAGAUGUUUGUUUCCAUUUAUUUAGGUCUUCCUCGGUAUCCUGCUCCAUACCCAGCAAUGGUCCGGCCUGUAUUUCCUCCACGUCCUCCAGGACCUGUUGGAGUGCUUCCAGGAGUGGCGCGUCCCCCUGUUCCAGGGAUUGCUGGUGUUCGCCCAAUUAUUCCUCCAGUUGUUAGGCCAACAGGUUUUCCCGUUGGUACACCAGCAGAGAAACCCGAAACUACUGUUUAUGUUGGCAAGAUAGCAUCAACUGCAGAUAAUGAUUUUAUGCUCUCUCUUCUUCAGGUAUGUGGACCUGUCAAAAGCUGGAAACGUCCUCAGCAUCCCUCAAAUGGAACCCUUAAAGGCUUUGGGUUCUGUGAAUUUGAGUCUGUUGAAGCGGUUCUUCGUGCAUUACGACUGCUCAGUAAAUUUAACAUUGAUGGGCAGGAAUUAAUGUUAAAUGUUACUCAAGCAACAAGAGAUUAUCUGGAGCGAUAUGUUGAGAAGAAAACUGAAAACACAAAGAAACUCAGGGAAACUCAAGAUGCAGGGUCUGAGAAAGAGGAUGGAAGCGUGCAAGGUGUUGAGAAAAAUGAUCCUCCUAAAGCCUCGGAAGACUUGAAGAAGGACAGUGAAGCUGGAGAAAAAAAAAAUCAUGAUAAUUCCAACUUUGGGAUUGUGACUGAUGAGGAUAGGGAAGCUGACCAAGAGGCUAUGGAGAAGCUUAAAAGCAUGAUUGAAGAUAGGUUAAAGGCCAAUCCUCUGCCUCCAGCCCCUGUUCAAUCAACUCUUGAUGGUUCUGGAAGUUCAAACUCAGAAUUGCCAGUUAAAAUUAGGGAUGGAGACUCUGAUGUGGAUAUACCCAGAAAUGAUGUAGCUGAAGAUAAAAUUGAUGAUGAGACAGCUAGUGAUACCAAAGCAACUAGUGAACAUGAUAGGCCUGAGACAAGCUCACCUGAUAGGAGUAGGACAUAUGAUAGCAGAAGUAGAGAUAGAGACAGAGAGCGAGGUCUAAAACGAGAGAAGGAACGGGAAAUUGAUAGAUACGAAAGGGAAGCAGAGCGAGAACAUGUUAGGAAAGAGAGAGAGCAAAGAAGGAAGAUUGAGGAGUUUGAACGUGAGUAUGAAAGGUGUCUAAAAGAUUGGGAGUACAGGGAAAGAGAGAGAGAAAAAGAGAGACAGUAUGAGAAAGAGAGGGAGAAAGAGAGGGAACGCAAACGGAAGAAAGAAAUCCUUUAUGGUGAAGAAGACGAGGAUGAUGAUUCACGGAAAAGAUGGCAUAGGAGUGUGUUAGAGGACAAGAAAAGGAAAAGGUUGAGAGAAAAGGAGGAUGAUUUCAGUGACAAAAUUAAAGAAGAGGAAGAAAUUGCUAAGGCUAAGAAGAGGGCUGAGGAGGAACAGCUGCAGCAGCAACAAAGAGAUGCAUUGAAGCUUUUGUCGGGCCAUGGAUCAAAUGGAACUGAAAAUCCUUCGUCUGCUGAAGAAUCUGGUGUUGAGACCAAAGAUAAAAUUGCUGUUGGGCAGGAUUAUGAUGGUUAUUCUAUUCAUGAAAAUCAUGUAGCAGGUGAUGAAGUUUUACAAAAUGGUACUGGUGAUGAAUCAACGAAUGCAUCUGUUUCUUCAUUGGAUAUGUGGCAUAGCAGUAAUGCCCCAGCAAGAAAAUUGGGUUUUGGUCUUGUUGGCUCUGGCAAACGAACUGCUGUUCCUUCUGUCUUCCAUGAAGAGGAUGAUGAUGAUGCAGAGCAGGAGAAAAAGAUGAGGCCCCUGGUUCCCAUUGAUUACUCCACUGAGGAACUGCAGGUGUCCCGACCUAUUGCUUCUGGAGCAAACCAGCCAAAUUUGGCAGCAGCAGCAGAAUUUGCCAAGAGCAUUUCAAACGUUAAUUCCAAAGAAGAGAACCCUGGUACUGACAGAGAAAGAAGUAGGCGUUCUCAUAAUAGGUCAAGCCAGCAUGAGAAGGACCGGAGUGCUGAGGAUAGUAGUCGCUCCAGAGAUGAGAACAAAGAGAAGAUUCUUGAUCGGGAUAGAGAUUGGGAAAAUGGGUUAGACAAGGUGAAGACACCUGAUAACAAAAAACUUUUAGAUGCCAAACAAUUGAUUGAUAUGAUCCCUAAGACAAAAGAGGAGUUGUUUGCCUACGAGAUAAAUUGGGCUGCUUAUGACGAGCAUAAGCUGCAUGAGAGAAUGAGACCAUGGAUUUCAAAGAAGAUAAGAGAGUUUUUGGGAGAAGAGGAAACCACUCUGGUAGACUAUAUUGUAUCCAGUACUCAAGAACAUGUAAAGGCAUCUCAAAUGCUAGAGUUACUGCAAACUAUUUUAGAUGAGGAAGCUGAAAUGUUUGUGCUAAAGAUGUGGAGGAUGCUUAUCUUCGAAAUUAAGAAGGUAGAGACAGGUCUUGCAUUGAGGUCAAGAUCUUGAAAGGGUCUGUCUUUGAAAUGUUCCUGCAUAGCUGUGGGAUAGAGUCGUGUUAUUUUUGAAAAUUCGUUCCUAUUUUCCAAGUCAUCUCCCGUCUAUUACAGCAGUGAAACAUGGAUUGCAGGAAUAGAAUUUUCAUAUCAAGAAAUGAACCAAGUUUUGUACUGGAACCAGAGUUGUAUGUGCAUUUAGAAAAUGAGCGUAGUCUUAGUUGUUGAUUGUACCUUCGAUGAUUCACUUGGUGGAUAUUCUCUGCAAUAACGGUGGCAUUCAUUGUUCA
This is a messenger RNA of Mangifera indica (mango), 3685 nucleotides long. Its product is annotated as RNA-binding protein 25-like. Lineage: Eukaryota; Viridiplantae; Streptophyta; Magnoliopsida; Sapindales; Anacardiaceae. Gene Ontology annotation, molecular function: RNA binding. Gene Ontology annotation, biological process: mRNA processing. The transcript is spliced from 8 exons. The record is from RefSeq and is a predicted model, not a curated record. The coding region runs from base 1012 to 3408 and encodes 798 amino acids.